Molecule: messenger RNA, 1490 nt
Organism: Galdieria sulphuraria
Lineage: Eukaryota; Rhodophyta; Bangiophyceae; Galdieriales; Galdieriaceae
Exons: 3
Coding region: 106-984 (292 amino acids)
Source: RefSeq, a predicted model, not a curated record
UUGGCUUCUUCCAGCAGAUGACCGCAAACUGAGGGUGGAUUGUUUUGGCAGAAUUUUCCAUCCCUGAUUUCUUGUGGCUCGGUUGUUGCAUAUCUCAACUGCGAUAUGGAAAGACUUUCUCCCGUGUUUGCUACUAGCAAGUCGUCCAAUAUGGAAGUAGAGCAUUGGAUGACUAGUUUGAAGGAGGUUGAAAAGGUUCUCGACUCAGUGGAACCAAAGUUGACUUCGUCUGGGACCAAGUGGAGAGUUGUUGCUCAACACAUCAAAGAUAUUUGUAGUGACCUUAAUCAAAUUUUCAAUAAGGAGGACCCACGAUAUGAAGUGGUUCAAGCAGGUGCCAGCGCCGCACACGACUUUGACGUCAGAUAUCUUGACAUACACAAGCAUGGUAGAGAAAUUGCCCGUUUAUUAGAGAAAAUACAAAAGUACCGCCAAGAAAUUGAAGAAAUUAAGAAAGAAUACAAAGAGACGGACAAAUAUAGAGAGAGAUAUGAUCAUUACAAAGUGAAACUGGAUAAUUUGGAAAAGAAAAAUAAGGACCAAGAACGAAUAGAGAGAAACCAACAAAAGUUCAAAGACGCAGAAGCAGCUUACAGUUCAGUUUGUGCUGAUCUUAUUCAGAAAAUGGAAACUGUUUGGAAAAAACACGUCUCCAUAUUUGCAGAAGCGGCAUCAGCUGUUUGGAGCACGCAGUUACAGUAUGCCAAAGCCUUGGAGGCUGCUGCUAAUCCGAUUGUUCCAUAUUUGCAACAAGAAGAACAAGAAGAGGAAGAAGAAGAAGAAGCAGCAAGCGGAACACAAGGACGAGUAGCGGAGAAAGCAUAUCACACGAAUGAGGAAAAGGUCGAAAAUUCUUUUCAGAAGAAUAGUGCUAUUCCACCAAGUUUCAGAACUGCUUCUGAACAACUGACGGAACAGAGCAAGAAUAUCAAUAAUGCAAAAAAUACGUCAGAAACAUCACCUGCUGAGGAUAUCGAGGCUUAAAUCUUAGGUUCUUUUAGUUGAUAAUAGUGCUCAAAGACAGCACUAUUAUGUUUCUUCUAUACACGUGAUUCUUAUGGUAUGUUGUCUUGUCUAGAAAUUCGAGGCAGUGUUUCAGGUGCACUAGUGCUUGAAAAGGAAAUAAAAUGUGAAUCUUCCUGGACUUGUAGGCGUGAAGACAUCAACUAGUCGUAUGUUUCUUCCAAGGGAGCGUUAUCCCAAAUUGUACGAAACUGAUGAAAUGUUGAUUGAAGAGGAGAUAUUCAGUUGGUUUCGAGUUUCCUGCAGUUGCAUUGUGAAAGCUUGUAUGUAGCAUGUCUUCGGAACUUUCUAAUAUCAUGAUGCAGAGAUAAUUCAAAGAGUCAUCCCAGAAUUUCGCUUCUUUAGAAAGAUAGGGAUACAUCUAUUGCUCAUCAUACAAGUUUCUGUCCACUUCAAAUUUCUGUCCGCUAAGAAAUAGUACAACAAAAUUAUUGUCUCGAAAAAAUCUGCAUUUUGACUGUUUAAAA